AUGGAGCAAUCCUCCGACGACAAACGCUCACAAACCGCCCAAAAUUCCACGGAAACAAGAGACCCUGCCUAUCUUUACCCCGAAACAUUUAGAGGCGACAACCUCACUUGGGCAAAAAAACUCAGAUCUCCGGUGCGCUCAAACGAGUGGUCUGCCUCGAUGCGAACGCCUGUACCCGCUGUGGUAGUAGAUUUGAGAAAACCAACUGCCUCCGACGACAGCGACAACAACGAUAGUGACGAUGAGGAUGAUGACGAGGAGGGGAAUGCUGAAGAGGAAAUCACAGAGUUAGACUCCUCAACCCCCAAAGCCUCUCAAUAUCCUUACCGUCCACGGGGUCCCCUUCCUACAUUCGCCAACGAAGAAGAAGAAGAAGAAGAAGAAGCACAGGGAGAGUAUCGCUAUAAUUAUCAUUGUCGAAAGAACUCAGUCUCAUCGACGAGAACAAUCAAACCUACAAAACAGUCAUCACAGCCAUCACAGGCAGAGCACCGUGAACAGGAUGUGCUUGAUGCUAUGAUCGAUGAAUUGUCGCGCAGUCAACGAGAGGAAAGCGAAUUGGGGUAUGAGGACGAUGUCGUCACAGAACGCGGCCUGUAUCUGAAGGCGGCGAGAAGUUUGAGGAAGGAACGGAGGAAGGCGAUGGAUUAUUUUGAUGAUGAUAAUGAUGGGAGAGGAAAGGGGGAGGGUGAUUCUUAG
Messenger RNA from Talaromyces marneffei, 699 nucleotides. RefSeq lists its product as uncharacterized. Lineage: Eukaryota; Fungi; Ascomycota; Eurotiomycetes; Eurotiales; Trichocomaceae. The coding region runs from base 1 to 699 and encodes 232 amino acids. The transcript has a single exon. The record is from RefSeq and is a predicted model, not a curated record.